Adineta steineri is the source of this 1461-nucleotide messenger RNA. The record is from the annotation of a GenBank genome assembly. NCBI's taxonomy places the organism in Eukaryota, Metazoa, Rotifera, Eurotatoria, Adinetida, Adinetidae.
AUGGCAACAGCCAAUCGUUUUCAAACUCGAGUAGUAGUACCUGAUAAAAGUUCAUUAUCACAUAAUGAAAUUCGUCUUAAUUUACUUUUAACUCAAGCUCAAACAUAUCUUCAAACAUUAAAUGAUCUUCAAAUAAAUGAAUAUAAUAAUAAUGAAAUUCGUGAAUCAAAAUUUGAUUAUUGGUCAUCGCAUAUGUUUGAAAAAAUUGAUCAUUCAUAUAAAAUAUGUUUACAUGAUUUAAAACAAUCAUUUGAACAAUUAAAAUUAUUUCAACAAAUGAUGAUUAAUAUAUUAAAUAAUGAAAAUGAAAAUUAUCUUGAUGGAAAAAAAUUAUCAACUAUUGAACAUGAAAUAUGUAUUUUAAAAUGUUUAACAUAUCAACUUGAUACAACAAAAGUUAAAAUUGAAGGAAAACUUAAAUCGAAUCAAGAAUUUAAUCAUGAUGAAUAUGAUAUGUCAAAUGAUGAUGAAAACUAUUCAGAUAAUCAAACGAAAUUAAAUGAAAAAAAACCAAAUAAAGAUUUUCUUUGUCGAAUUUUAAUACCUUAUGAUGCAAUUAAUAAAAUUGAAGAUUUACCUCUUUUUCAACAAUAUGUUCAAAUGACAACAAAUCAAAUUAAUGAAGCAACACCCGAACGAAUUUUAACUAUUAAUGGUCCUCAUCAUUUAGAUGUUAUUGAAAAUAUACUUUCUACUUUAUAUUCAUCAACAAUAAAUCCAUGUGAAUUAAGAAUUUUACUUCAUCAAUCAUAUGCACCAUUAAUACUUGGAAAAUUAGGUGAUCGUGCAAAGAUUUUACGUGAAAAAUAUUCUUUACAUACAUUAACAAUUCAUCCAACAUGUGCACCAAAAUCAACUGAACGUGUUCUUCUUAUACAAAGUUCAUCGAGUGAUGAAAUACUUGCUUGUUUAAAAGAAAUAUUUAUUAAUAUUAAUCAACAUAUUUAUGAUGGUGAUGAUCUUUUACUCUACAAUGAAAUUAAUUACGAUGCUUCACUUGCUCAUGAAUAUGGUGGUUUUGCUUCAUCUGAAAUAAUCUCACGUUCAAAUGAUCAACAUAAUCAUGAACAUGAUGAAAAAUUUCUUGAAGAAGAAGAUGAAGGUAUUCGUCGUUAUUCAGCAUUUGAUGCUUGGAAUGGUUCAGUUGAAGCUGAUACAGAUCAUGAAUUUUCUAUUGUUAAACUUAGUGAUGAUUCAAUUAUACGAGAAUUUUGGAUAAAUCAUGGUCAAUUUGGUGCUUUACUUGGUCCUCAUGGUAUACGUAUUGCACAAAUUCGUUCUCAAUGUCGAACUGUUCGUAUUCAUACUGUCGCUGGUUCAUCUAUUGAUACAUGUUCAGUUAAAGUAAUUGGUCCUCGAGCUGAUGUUAAUCGUGCUGUUAAUUUAAUAAUUCAAUCAAUUAAAGAACAUGAUAGAAAAUUUCCAUUUAAACAUCAUCGUUUUAGUGGUCGACUUAGAUAG